Messenger RNA from Fragaria vesca subsp. vesca, 1290 nucleotides. Its product is annotated as F-box protein At3g26010-like. The record is from RefSeq and is a predicted model, not a curated record. The transcript has a single exon. Bases 1 to 1290 code for a protein of 429 amino acids. NCBI's taxonomy places the organism in Eukaryota, Viridiplantae, Streptophyta, Magnoliopsida, Rosales, Rosaceae. Gene Ontology annotation, molecular function: protein binding.
AUGACAGAUAUUACUACUAGCAAACGAAGCGAAACUGUAAGCUCUGAGUCUGUUGCAGCACCACAAGACCUGAUCGAUGAACUCCCUGAGUCUUUAUUGGUUGAAAUCCUUUGUCGACUUCCACGCAACACUAUUAUUCAAUGCAAAAGUGUCUCCAAAUAUUGGUCGACUCUCAUCUCUCAACCUUGUUUCCAUGCCUACUUUUUAAGCCUCCAAAAACGAAGUCCCCCUUUGGAAAGUAUGCUUCUGUUUGUCCAUACCGCUGCACAUGAAAUAGAGUUAUUCACAUUUCCACGGGAGCAGAUCAGGGUGUCGAAAACACACAAAUCCCAUCAGACAUACAAGGUUUGGGCAGGGACUUGCAAUGACCUAGUUUUGCAUUGCGCAACUCCGACGUUUCAGAGGUACUGCUAUUACAUCAGCAAUUCAUACACCAAGCAUUGUGUUACUCUUCCUCCCGCCCCUCAAUGCCACCAAGCCCAUGUACUCGUGGGGCUCAUAUGCGAUUCCUACCAUAGGUGCAAGGUUGUGCGAAUUCUCGAAUGUGAGAAAGAAUCUGCAUUAUUCAAGGUGGAGAUCUUCUCUUCCGAAACCUAUGAAUGGACACAAGCAGUAGUUCCAUUCCCGCAAGACCUUACAUAUGAUGAUUUUAGAAGCAGUGUCGACAAUGUAGCCAUUGCUUGCAAUGGAACAUUGUACUGGUUAGUCUCCAAUGGCCUUGUUAUUGCUUUGGACCCUUCCGAGUGUGACAACAUAUGCAGUUUUAUAUCCAAGCCUGAUGUAGCAGCAGGCUUGUCUGCUUCUUCGUCAUGCGAGCAGUGCCUCACUGUUUCCGGGGGGCGUCUUCGUCUAUGCCAGUUCUAUAAUGAACUUCCAUGUCCUAUUUUUUAUGUGUGGGACUUGAAAGAAAAUGUUCAUGAGGUGGAUGGAGUUGGAGGGAAAAAGGUGCAAUGGUGUUUGAAAGAGAAGAUUGUCCUGGACAAAUUCAUGGCGAGGAUGUAUUGGAAGCCUUUGGCUUUGGACCCAAAUGAUGAAGAUAUAUUGUAUACACUGCUUUAUUAUCCUCGCAAAAAUUCCGAAGAUUCACUUCUCUGCAAGCAGAAUAUUCGAAAGUUUGCAUUAGUGUUUCCCAUGCUCUGCAAACGUAUGCCAGUGCAGAACCGGAUAGAAGCUUUUCCAAUUGUGAUGCCAAGGCAGCGGUUGCCGACACCAGUUCCUAGAGUGGAUAUUUACCAAGAGAAGAUAUGCGACUCUUUGCGCUUUGGGGAGAAAAAUGGAAGUCCCAUUUGA